AUGAAUCACGGUCAACAGGAUAUGUACUAUCAAUCACAUAUCUCAGCAGGGCAGCCACCACCCCCACAAACGGUGACAUCUGGCGGUAUGGGGCAUUAUCCACAACAGCACCAGCAGCCACCAUUACUUCAGCCUGGGCCAGCACAGUAUGCUCCAGGACCUGCGCCGUACAGUCAGUAUGGCUAUCAAAAUGGUAUGACCUCUCCACAAUCAGCUGGUCAUCAAGUUCCAGGCUCAAUGGGUCAAGGAAACGUUCUCCCACUGCCAGCGAUGGCCGCGGUUCAACCCGGUAUGCCAGGUCAAGGUGGGUAUGGUGGUCAGCAGGGUUUUGAUACCACUGGCCAAAUUGCUCCACCAGGAAUGAAGCCAAGGGUGACCGCAACAUUGUGGGAAGACGAGGGCAGUUUAUGUUUCCAAGUUGAGGCCAAGGGAGUGUGUGUUGCCAGACGAGAAGAUAACCACAUGAUUAAUGGUACUAAACUGUUGAACGUAGCUGGAAUGACCCGUGGCCGAAGAGAUGGCAUCUUGAAAAGUGAAAAGAUGAGACAUGUGGUCAAAAUCGGGCCAAUGCACCUGAAGGGAGUUUGGAUACCGUUCGAGCGUGCUUUGGAUUUUGCGAACAAGGAGAAAAUUACAGAGCUUCUGUAUCCUCUGUUCGUUCACAAUAUCGGUGCUCUUUUGUACCACCCAACCAAUCAGACUCGCACAAAUGCAGUUAUGGCAGCUGCUGAGCGACGGAAGCAAGAGCAGAAUCAGAUGCGGAAUAAUACCCAAGCACCUGGUUUACCUUCUCUGCAUCAGCAUCACCAUCACUCGAUGAAUAACUCAAUUGGUGGCCACCUCCCACCCGCACCACAGCAUUCCCUUGCACCACAUCCUGUUGGACGCCCCGGCAUAGACCGAGCUCAUACCUUCCCCACUCCACCCACGAGUGCUUCAAGCGUGAUGGGCAACAUGGGGAGCUCGGAUGGAAACUUUCAAUGGGGCCAACCUCAGGGCGGAAUGCCCAAUGCGCAAGGUUCAAACCCUCUCUCUAUCGAUACUGGGUUAAGCAAUGCGCGAUCGAUGCCAACGACCCCUGCCACCACUCCUCCUGGCAGCUCCAUUCAAAGCAUGCAGCAGUACCAGCAGCCACCUCAGCAGCCGUAUGAUGCUUCCCGACAGAUGUACUCUGCGCCACCUGCUCAACAGAGUGUUUACGCUCAACCUCCAAACGGCCAACAAAAUAUGCCUCGUUAUUCGCAACCAAAUUCCUAUAUCAAGAGUGAAAUGGGUCCACCACUAGCGAGAGCAGGAGAGCCUGAGCACCACGAAUCCAAGGAUGCGAAUGGGAUGAUUCAUCACCCGCAGACUCAGCAACAGGUUGGUCAUAGUCAAGGUGAAGAGGAGGCAGAUCAUGAGCAUGAUGCGGAGUAUACCCAUGACAACUCGUCGAAUUAUGAUGCGAAUCGUGCAUCAUACAACUACAACCAAAACCCAGCAGUCGGUUCAUUACCAAGCGAACAUCCUCAUUUGUCCCCUGAAAUGACAGGCUCUCCAAAUCAUCCUGCCUCCGGACGAGCCACUCCAAGAACGGCUUCCGCUCCUCAGCCAUACUACCAGCAGCAGGGUGGUUACAGCACCCCUCCUCGUGUACCACAACCACCAUCCAGUAAUCUGUAUAAUGUAAUCAGCAGUGAACGUGGGACUGCUAACGGUAGCACCUCGGGCGAUGUUUAUGGCUCCCAAUCAGAUUUGGGUAAUUCGAUUCCAAAUGGCUAUCCAAGUCAACAACCUGUUAUGAACGGAGCUCCUGCCAGCAACAAGCGCGGGCGGGAUGAUGAAGAUGAUGGACGUCCUUCCAGCCGCGGACCAGGAGCCGAAGGUGAAUUGAAGAGGCGCAAGACCCUUCGUGAGGAUUCCGUUUCCGGUCCAGCUUAUGGCGACGCCGCACCCCUAAACCGAGCACGAUCAGUCAUCACCCAAAGACGGCGGUAA
Molecule: messenger RNA, 1977 nt
Organism: Glarea lozoyensis ATCC 20868
Lineage: Eukaryota; Fungi; Ascomycota; Leotiomycetes; Helotiales; Helotiaceae
Product: DNA-binding of Mlu1-box binding protein MBP1
Exons: 3
Coding region: 1-1977 (658 amino acids)
Biological process (GO): positive regulation of transcription by RNA polymerase II
Cellular component (GO): nucleus
Molecular function (GO): DNA-binding transcription factor activity; sequence-specific DNA binding
Source: RefSeq, a predicted model, not a curated record